This is a messenger RNA of Nothobranchius furzeri (turquoise killifish), 5332 nucleotides long. The record is from RefSeq and is a predicted model, not a curated record. Lineage: Eukaryota; Metazoa; Chordata; Actinopteri; Cyprinodontiformes; Nothobranchiidae.
UUCAUGUUACCUUUUGAACGUCAGCAACAACUGGCCUUAUAAAAGGAGAAGUCAAAUGGCAAACGUUCACAUCCACCAGGCAUGAAGGUGUUUGUACUAGCUCUUACCGUGGCCCUUGUGGCUGGUACCCAGGUGAGCUAUGCCCCAGAGUUUGUUCCUGGAAAGACCUACGAGUAUAAAUAUGAAGGGCAUCUUCUGGGGGGCCUGCCUGAGGAGGGCUUGGCGCGGGCUGGCGUAAAGAUCGAGAGCAAAGUUUUAAUUGGGGCAGUAACCCCAGACAGCUACAUUCUGAAGCUUGAAGACCCUGUACUCUAUGAAUACAGUGGGAUCUGGCCCAAGGAAGAUUACCGCCCUGCCACAAAGCUCACUUCAGCCCUAUCUGCUCAACUCUUGACACCUAUCAAGUUUGAGUAUGCCAAUGGUGUGGUUGGUAAAGUGUUUGCGCCUGCCGGUGUCUCUGAAGCUGUGGUAAACAUCUACAGAGGAGUUCUUAACAUCCUUCAGAUGAACAUCAAGAAGACACAGAAUGUGUAUGAGCUGCAAGAGCCUGGAGUUCAGGGUGUAUGCAAGACCCAUUAUGUUAUCAGUGAGGAUUCAAAGGAUGAACGUAUCCACAUUACCAAGACCAGGGACCUGGAUCAGUGUUCAGAUAAAGUGUAUAAGGACAUUGGCAUGGCAGCGUUUUCUGACAGAUGCUCAGAGUGUGUGUCUCGAGGAAAGUCCUUGAAGGGAACGGGUGCUGUUACCUACAUCAUGAAGCCCUUAGCCUCUGGAACUUUGAUCUUGGAGGCAACCUCAUCAGAGCUCAUCCAGUUCUCACCAUUCAACAUCGUUAAUGGCGCUGCCCAGAUGGAGGCUAAGCAAAUCCUGAAGCUCCUGGAAGUCAAAAACACUCCUGUGCAGCCUGUCGAAGCUGACUACCUCCCCCGUGGAUCAUUGGAGUAUGAAAUUAGCACUGAGCUCCUUCAGAACCCAAUUCAGCUUCUGAGGAUCACCAACACUGAGGCUCAGGUAACAUUCCUUUCCUCUCUGGUUUGUACUGGCAGCAUCUUGUAUUCUUUUAUUGAGAAAUAUUGUGCAUCUCAACAGAUAGUUGAAACUCUGAACCAAUUGGUAAGCCUCAAUUUGGGCAAGGCCCAGGAAGAAUCCCCUCUGAAGUAUAUUGAGCUCAUCCAGCUGCUGCGUGUGGCCAAAUACGAGACUAUUGAAGCCCUCUGGACUCGGUUCAAAGCCAGAAGUGAUUACAGACACUGGAUGCUGACCUCCAUCCCAGCCGUUGCUAAUCAUGUGGCUCUGAAGUUCAUCACGGAGAAGGUCGUUGCUGGGGAUUUGACUAAUGUUGAAAUUGCUCAAGCCUUGAUGACAUCCACCCGGUUGGUGACACCUGACCUGGAAGCCGUCAAACUUUUCGAGAGCCUUGCUAUGACUCCCAAGAUUCAAGAAACCCCAUUUUUGAGUGAGACUGCCUUGCUGUUCUACGGCAGCAUGGUUGAUAAGUACUGUGUUCAGCAUCCUUCAUGUCCAGCUGAGCUUGUCAGACCUGUCCAUGAUCUCAUCGUUAAGGCUCUUGAUAGACGUGAAUACGAACAGCUCACUAUCAUUCUCAAAGUUCUGGGUAAUGCUGGACAUCCCAGCAGCCUGAAGCCAAUCAUGAAGCUUCUGCCCGGCUUCGGCAGCACCGCUUCAAGCCUUCCACACAGAGUUCACAUCGAUGCUGUCCUGGCCCUGAGGAAGAUAGCAAAGAGGGAACACAAGAUGAUCCAGGACAUAGUCGUCCAGAUCUUCAUGGACAAGAAUCUUGAGCCAGAGCUCCGCAUGGUAUCUGCCAUCGUGCUCUUUGAGACCAAGCUGCCCAUGGGUCUGGUGACUACUCUUGCUCAGAACCUAUUGAAAGAAUCAAACCUGCAGGUCGCCAGCUUCGUCUACUCUUACAUGAAAGCCCUCGCAAAGACCACCUCUCCUGACCACUCCUCGGUUGCUGCUGCCUGCAAUGUUGCCAUCAGGAUCCUCAGCCCUAAAUUGGACCGACUGAGCUACCGCUUCAGCAGAGCCUUCUAUUACGACACAUAUUACAAUCCUUGGAUGCUGGGUGCUGCUGCCAGCGCCUACUACAUCAAUGAUGUUGCAAGUGUAUUGCCAAGAACCAUCAUGGCUAAAGCUAGCACUUACUUCGCAGGAGUUCACAUUGAUGUUCUUGAGUUUGGAGUAAGAACAGAGGGAGUGCAGGAGGCUCUUUUCAAAGUCCGUGAUCUUCCAGAGGAUGCUGACAGAAUCACAAAGAUGAAACAGGCUAUCAAGGCUCUGACUGAAUGGAGAGCCGAUCCUUCCAGGCAUCCACUGGGCUCCGUGUAUAUCAAAGUUUUAGGACAGGAAAUUGCAUUUGUCAACGUUGACAAAGAAAUUGUUGAGCAGAUUAUUCAGUUUGCAACUGGACUUGAUGUCCCCACCUAUGGCAGAAAGGCCCUGGAUGCUCUGGUGUCUGGUUAUACUCUGAAAUAUUCCAGACCCAUCCUGGCUGCUGAGGUUCGUCGCAUCCUUCCCACUGCUAUUGGUCUACCCAUGGAGCUCAGUUUCUACACUGCUGCUGUGGCUGCUGCAUCUGUUGAAUUGCAUGCCACUGUGUCUCCACCUCUGACCGGGAAAUUCAAUCUUGCACAACUUUUGAAUUCUGACAUUUCCCUGAAGGCUGAUAUUGCUCCAAGUGUUUCCAUGCACACUUAUGCAGCAAUGGGUGUGAACACAGCUUUCCUCCAGGCUACUGUGAUGAUAAGAGCCAAAGUUCACUCAGUUGUUCCUAAGAAGAUUGAGGCAAGACUUGAUGUGAAUAAGGGCUACUUUAACCUCAAGUUCCUGCCAGUUGAGGAUGAUGAAUCAGUUGCUUCUGCACAUAUUGAAACGGUUGCAAUUGCAAGAAAUGUGGAAGAUCUUGCAGAAGCCCAAAUCACACCCAUUCUUCCAGCUGUGCCUCUAAUAAGAAAGAACUCCACCUCAAUUAAUUCAGUGAUGUCCCUUCCUGAAAAUAGCUCUGCAUCAUCUGAAAUCCUUUCUGUUAACAUGCGGAAUCCAAUUAUCAACAACUUUAAACUCCCAAGAGCCUUUGCAAAGAAAUUCUGUAUUGCAGCUCAAACAUUUGGAAUCAAGGCCUGCACUGAGAUUGAGUCUCGUACUGCCACCUUCAUCAGAAACAGCCCAAUCUAUGCCAUAAUAGGAAAUCACACUGUUCAUGCUAAGAUGUAUCCAGCUGCUGGCCCAGUCAUUGAAAGGAUUGAAAUCGAGGUUCAGGUUGGAGAUGAUGCAGCAGAGAAGAUCAUCAAGGUCAUUAACCUGAGCGAGGAAGAGGAAAUUCUUGAAAACAAGAAUGUCCUGAUGAAACUGAAGAAGAUUCUAAUUCCUGGUCUGAAGAACAGCACAACCACUUCAUCCAGCUCCAGCAGCUCCCGCUCCAGCAGCUCUCGCUCCAUCGCCUCCACUUCUUCUACAUCAUCAAAGACAUCGUCCAGCUCCUCUUCUCGCCGCAGAAGUAAGAUGGUUGAUCUUAAUGACCUCAUUGAGAUAACAUCACAAACAUCAUCCAUCAGCUCCUCCAGCAGCUCCUCCAGCAGACGAUCAAGUCGUAGCUCAAGUAGCUCGUCCAGCAGCCGGUCAUCACGUCUGUCCAGCAACGCCUCUUCCAGCUCCAGUUCCUCCAGCUCCAUGUCUAGGCAAGAACUGUUCAAAAUGAACUUCACCAAGCACCACAUCCACCAGCAUUCUAUCUCUGCAGAGCGCGACAGCAGCAAUAGCAGUGCCCAGAGCUUUGAAUCCAUCUAUAACAAGGCCAAAUACCUCUCCAACACGCUGAAGCCCAAAGUCACUGUUCUCAUUCGUGCUAUCAGAGCUGACCAUAAAAAUCAGGGUUACCAGAUUGCAGCUUACUACGACCAAGAAACCGCCAGAGUGCAGGUCAUCAUCGCCAACCUCACAGAGAACGACAACUGGAGAAUCUGUGCUGAUGGUGUGAUGCUGAGCCGCCACAAGCUGAUGGCCAGGGUAGCUUGGGGCAUUGAAUGCAAGCAAUACAAUACAACCUUUACAGCGGAGACUGGUCGCGUUGGUAAGGAGCCUGCCGCACGUGUGAAGAUGGCCUGGGACAGACUCCCCAGAGGCAUGACAAGAUAUGCUGAAUGGUUGUCUCCAUAUCUGUACCGUGCUGCUGAGCUAAGUGGAGUGAACCAGACGAGAGUUGAUAAUGAGCCUAAAGAGAUCAAAUUUAGUGUUUCUGUUGCCAACGAGACAAAAGUGAAUUUAGUGCUGAAGACACCAAAGAAAACUCUUUAUGCACUUGGAGUCCCGGUUCCCGUUUACCUGCCAUUCGGAGACACUGCUUCUGAGCUGGUGGCGUACCAGAACAGCUUGAGUGACCAGAUCAGCUACAUGCUCACCAAGGCUCACGCAGCUGAGUGCAGUGUGAUUAAAGACACAGUAGACACUUUCAACAACAGGAAGUACAAAACCGAGAUGCCUCUCUCCUGCUACCAGGUCCUGGCUCAAGAUUGCACACCCGAGCUUAAAUUCAUGGUCCUGCUGAGGAGAGACCAAACACACGAAAGGAAUGAGAUCAAUGUCAAGAUUGGCAACAUUGACAUCGACAUCUAUGCCAAGGACAACACUAUCAUGGUGAAGGUUAAUGACGUAGAAAUCCCUGAAAGCAACCUGCCGUAUCAGCAUCCAGCAGGCAGCAUAACAAUCACAAAGAAAGAAGACGGCAUCAUCCUCCUUGCUCCCAGCCAUGGUCUUCAGGAGGUCUUCUACAGUUUAAGUGACCUCAAGAUUAAAGUUGUGGACUGGAUGAGAGGUCAGACUUGUGGACUGUGUGGAAAGGCCGACGGGGAGGUCAGACAGGAGUAUCGCACACCUAAUGACCGCAUAGCCAAGAACGCAACCAGCUUCUCUCAUUCCUGGGUUCUCGCUGGAAAGAGUUGCCGUGAUCCUUCUGAGUGCUACAUGCAGCUUGAAUCUGUGAAGCUGGAGAAGAAAGCCAGCCUUCUGGGCGAGGAGGUCAAAUGCUACUCUGUUGAACCUGUCCUGCGCUGUCUGCCCGGCUGCAUGCCUGUGAGAACCACCUCUGUCGCCGUUGGUUACCACUGUGUAUCUCUCGAUUCCAACCUGAACCGCUCUGAUGGUCUCAGCAACAUCUACGAGAAGAGCAUCGACGUGACCGAGACAGCAGAAGCCCACCUGGCAUGUCGCUGCACUCCUCAGUGCACCUAAUCUCACUGCUUUCUGACAUUUUAAGUUUUAUUUUUGUGUUCAUGCAAGCUUGUGUUACUUGAAUAAAGAAACAUGUGCAGUA